Molecule: messenger RNA, 3096 nt
Organism: Porites evermanni
Lineage: Eukaryota; Metazoa; Cnidaria; Anthozoa; Scleractinia; Poritidae
Source: the annotation of a GenBank genome assembly
AUGUCGAACCCGCUAGCUAAGGACUUUGGUAACAACUCACAAGAAGAAGAUAUCUCAGAUGGUGCAAAUAGGGGAACUAAGAAAGAAGACUGCCAUACCAGUAGAGACCCGCCCCUGCUUAAUGUUAAACUUCCCCGCAUGAAUGAUAUCCAAUCACCAACAAAGGAUCGGAAUCAUGCACGCCUUCCUGUCGACAUUUUGUUACUGACUGUAAAGGACUGUGAGUUCUUAGCUUGUUAUAUGCACCUAAACAAUCCAUUCAGAUGUUGGUUCGAUGGUCUAGGUUUUGUUUACUUCGAGGACGAGAAUGAAGGCCAAGAAGAGAAAGUAGCAGUUGCUUUAUUGCGAUGUCAUGAAGGUUCUAGUGGUCCGGGAGGCUCCAUAGUAACUACAAAAAAUGCUGUCUCAGCGCUUAUGCCCAAAGGAGUUAUGUUAGUGGGAACGUGCAGUAGCCUCCGUCCUGAGGAAACCAAAUUGGGUGAUGUUGUAAUUUCUGCCAAAUUGACAACAUAUGGAUUGAAGGUAAUGACAAGCGAUAAAGAGCUGCGCAAUAAUAUAAGAACGUUUGCCAGCAAACGAUUUCUUGAUCUCAUUAAGGAUUCAGCUCUUGGCUGGGAAACUCCUUUAGAGAACUUGGAAGAUCGAAAAGGCAAAAUUCAUAGCAGUGGUGAGCUGUUGAGCGUUCCAGAGGUAAUCAAGACAGAAUUGCGGCGUAAACAGUUGGCUGAAACCUUUCCCCUGGCAGUGGCCGUUGACACCGAAGCCGAAGGUAGUGAAAUCCCGGGCGGGGCGGAGGGGGGCGGGGGAAGGGGGCGCUGGGGUGUUAAGGCGAAAAAAAGAAAAAAAUCGGUCGCCCUUAGCAACGCGUCCUCUUUAAUUCCCUUAGGGGCAGGUUUAAAAACGAGCACGAGAUUUAUUUAACUAGCGCGCAAGCAAACUUGAUUGAAAUGGCAAUGCGAUCGUCGCCCUCCAAGAUCGUCGCUUCAUCCAAGGCGAUCGUCGCGACUUCGAUUUUGUCGAAAACACCUAGACAGAGGCUCACCUUUUCGAUAAUCUGUUCAACCUUCUAGGUUUUUAAAAAUUUUCAAGUUUUGAGAACGCACCUUUCGAUUUGAUAUCCUGACAUUUAUUUCAUUUCUCAGCUAUACUCAAUGGUCCCAUUUAUGAGUGGUGCCGCUGUUUCUGUUGCAGGACUUCACACAGCUGCAUUUGACCUCCAAGUUGAAUGGCUCGUUGUAAAGGGAAUUGCUAGUUAUGCAGAUGGCAGAGAGAGCACAAAUGAAAAAUGGAGCGAAUUUGCAAGUGCCAAUGCCGCUUCUCUAGUUGCCAAGAUUUUAAAUGAUGAUGUUGUCUUCAAAAGAUGGCCUCAUUAUCAAGGAAACGAUGAUAAUUUUAUCAAAGGUAGGUUCGUUUAGUAUACACAAUAUAUAAUAUAGUGUCCACUUUUAUAUUGUGCUAUUGAUACUGACGUAAAAAUAUCUUGAAAAACCCAAGGAAAUUCUGAGGGGGAUUUUUUCUCCAUAAAAAAAACAGCUUAAAAUGGAGAAGCAAGGAAGAAAUGAGAUAAUGCUGAAGUCUUUAAAUAUUCACUUAGUAAAUCUUUGCGUAUCCACGGGUAAAAGUAGUCAGCACACAGGUUUGUUUUAUUAAUGCAUACCAGAGCUGGGUACACAUUAGCCUGCCUAUCAGGUCUUUCUUAGGGUUUUCGGGGAGAGGAGAUCUUAGAUGGGGGAGGGGAGAAAGAGGAAAGUAGGUUUCUAUCCCUUUGCUCUACCUCCUUUUCGCUUUUCUCUUUUCCUUUCCUCCAGAAACGCCUCAUAUUCAGGCUGGGCACAUAUUAUCAUCAUCCUAAUAUUGACUAGGGUUAGUCAGUUCGCAUUGAAGUAAAAUAAGUAAAUGUACCUUUGCCUGAAUUCAAAUAAAGCGGUUACUGAAUAAAUCGCUUCAUAAGCACUUGAUUUUCGUUUGGACUUUCCCAUAUUUAAGUUACUUCCAAAUUAAAUUAAAUUUCCAUCCUUAUAUAAUUAUAGUUGGUCUUUAUUUUUGUUUUUCACUUUUUUAAUUUUAAAGACCGUCAAAGUAAUAGUUAAAGUUUCAUCGUUUCUUUGUGUUCGCCGCUGUUACCAAAAAGUGCAAAUCAAAUUUGACUGUUAUUCUUUAUUAUUUACGUCUAAAGGUGUGAGACCAUCGCCAUUGGCAACUUCCCUCCCUAAGAUGGUUCUUAAUUUUACCGGGCGUCAAAGCGAAUGCAAGGAGAUUAUGGCUCACUUGGCGUCUGAGUCUACCCAGCUCGUGACGAUCUGGGGUUCACCUGGAUUUGGAAAAACAUCUGUUGCAAUUGCGGUGGGACACGAUCUCCAACACAACGGAAUGCCGGUCUGUUGGUUGUCCUUACGAGGUCUGAGGUCAAAAGCAGCUCUGUCCUCAGAGAUUCUUGGCUGUUUCAGGCAACCUGUCAUAAAUGAUCAGCUCUUGUUUUCGCGUCUUUCCCCUGAUAAUCAGCUUUGUAAGCUCUUAAGCGAAAUUUCGGAACGAUCUCUUUUCAUUCUUGAUAAUGCUGACGAUUGGUUGAAAAGUCGUGACCUAGAAGUGAAGGAAGGUGUUUUACAACUCAUUGAAAAAAUUCUCAGGUGCAAUGAAAGGUUGACAAUGCUAGUAACAACGAGGGAGUCUUUAGAGUUUAUGAAGGUACAAUUUCAAGGCUACAAGAGUGUAAGGAUAAGAACAUUAGAGGAAACCCGUGCUCAGACCUUAGUUCAGGAAUUACUUUCAAACGCCAGUUCUCUAUACUAUCGGCGAAUGACAGAAAUCUGUGGCUUUGUACCCUUAGCAAUUAAAUUAUUGUGCUCCUCGGUUUCUGAAUAUAAGGGUCAACCUACCCAAUUCCUUGAUGAAUUCCUUCAGCACUCCGCUUCAGCGAGUAUUAUCGAGAUGUUAGAUAACCCAGAUUAUCCUCCCAAUCUCAGACUGAAAUUUCUUUUUUCCUCAUCUUUCCAAAGACUGAAUGGACAUGAACAAGAAGCACUAGUGUCGUUGAGUAUUCUCCCUGAUAAUUUCGGUAGUGAGGUUGCCGCUGCCGUUUUGGGUAAAAACACU